This is a messenger RNA of Symbiodinium sp. CCMP2456, 1206 nucleotides long. Lineage: Eukaryota; Dinophyceae; Suessiales; Symbiodiniaceae. The record is from the annotation of a GenBank genome assembly.
AUGUCGCAUCGCAAGUUCGAGCGGCCCCGUCACGGCUCGCUGGGCUUUCUGCCCCGGAAGCGAACGAGGCACCACCACGGCAAGAUCAAGAGCUUCCCGAAGGACGACCAGUCCAAGGCCCCACACCUCACAGCGUUUAUGAGCUACAAGGCGGGCAUGACGCACAUCGUGCGGGAAGUUGACCGGCCAGGGUCCAAGUUGCACAAGAAGGAGAUCGUGGAGCCCGUCAGCAUCGUCGAGAGCCCCCCCAUGAUUGUGGUUGGCUUCGUGGGUUACGUUGAGACCCCCCGAGGCCUCCGUGCGUUGACCUCCGUGUGGGCAGGACACCUGUCCGAGGAGUGCAAGCGUCGCUUCUACAAAACGUGGCACACUUCCAAGCAGAAAGCUUUCACGAAGUACCAGAAGCGCUGGGAAGAGGCUGGUAAGGAUGGCACUCCGAUGGCUGCCGAGGUUGAGCGAGCAAAGAAGUACUGCCAAGUGAUUCGGGCCAUCUGCCACACGCAGGUGGGCAAGGUGCGUAUUGGCCAGAAGAAGGCGCACAUCAAGGAAAUCCAGGUGAAUGGAGGCACCACGGAUGCAAAGGUGGACUUCGUGAUGGGCCUGUUUGAGAAGGAAGUGAAGGUGGCUGACGUCUUCAGCCAGGACGAAAUGGUCGAUGUGAUCGGUGCGACGAAGGGUAAGGGCUUCAACGGCGUGGUGACACGCUGGGGUGUGACGCGGCUGACACGGAAGACGCACCGCGGGCUGCGCAAGGUGGCAUGUAUCGGCAGUUGGCACCCGGCCCGCGUCGCUUUCCAGGUGCCAAGGUCGGGACAGCGGGGCUACCACCAUCGCACCGAGAUCAACAAGAAAAUCUAUCGUGUGGGCAAGGCCCUGAAGGACGAUGCCAACAACGCCAGCACUGAGAACGACCUCACGGAGAAGCCCAUCACCCCAAUGGGCGGAUUCUCGCACUACGGUGAAGUAAGGGAGGACUGGAUCAUGCUCAAGGGCACAGUCAUGGGCCCUCGCAAGCGCUUGGUCACCCUGCGCAAAUCCUUGCUGCCGCAGGUCACGCGCAAGGCCCUGGAAAAGGUGACCCUGAAGUUUAUCGACACAUCUUCCAAGUUCGGCCACGGCCGUUUCCAGACCAGUGACGAGAAGGCCAAGUUCUACGGGGGUGUGCAGAAGAAGGCAAAGACAGAGGGUAAGGCCGACGAGGCAUGA